Messenger RNA from Bombyx mandarina (wild silkworm), 1620 nucleotides. Its product is annotated as KH domain-containing, RNA-binding, signal transduction-associated protein 2. Gene Ontology annotation, cellular component: nucleus. NCBI's taxonomy places the organism in Eukaryota, Metazoa, Arthropoda, Insecta, Lepidoptera, Bombycidae. Gene Ontology annotation, biological process: regulation of alternative mRNA splicing, via spliceosome. The record is from RefSeq and is a predicted model, not a curated record. Gene Ontology annotation, molecular function: mRNA binding.
AUGGCAGAUAAAUACGACAAAAAUGGGUAUAAUAGUGGCGAUUUUAAAAGAAAUACCACACAAGGUAAACCAGAGGAACUCGAUCAAAAUGGCGAAGAAGGUAUCAAAAUAAAUGAAAAAGCCGGUGAAUACAUGCGUGAACUACUUAGCGAGAAGAUCAAACUCAAUAAUUCAAAAUUUCCACUAUCUAUGAAGUUAAUUGAUCAAGAAGUAACAAAAGUACAGGCUAGUGGUCGUAUCACCAAGGACUCAAAAUAUGUGGAUGUGUUCCGUGACAAACCAACCAAAGUCACAGUUAAAGUUCUUGUGCCAAUUAAGGAACAUCCUAAAUUCAACUUUGUGGGAAAACUAUUAGGUCCAAAAGGAAACACUAUGAAGCAAUUACAAGAAGACACACUGUGCAAGAUGGCUGUACUCGGCAGGGGCUCAAUGAGAGACAGGCAAAAAGAAGAAGAACUCCGCCAGUCAUUAGACCCUAAGUACUCUCAUCUAGCUGACGAUCUUCAUGUUGAGAUAUCGGCCAUAGCACCACCAGCAGAGGCUCACGCUCGAAUUGCAUAUGCACUUGCAGAAGUCAAAAAAUACUUAGUGCCGGAUACAAAUGAAACUGUAUGGAUGUCACAGAUGAGAGAUAUAGAUGUCAGAGAUGUACACCCGGCGAGGCAGCCGCUGCUCGCGAACCCGGCAAAGAGCAUAUUGUACCGUAACACAGGGGCCGAGCGGACGCACCCGUACCGCGAGCCCGCGCCCGUCAUGCACCCCCCGGCCGCCAUGCCGCCGCGAUCCAUGCCUCCCAAGAACAAGAUCAUCAGCAUCCUGGAACGGGCCCGGACUGCGAUGGAGGGCUCUUACUCCUACGAAGACCAUUACGCACCACCCGAACCACCAAUGCGAGGGGGCGGGCGCGCGGCCGAGCCGGACGUGUACUACGAGCGCGGCCACGAGCGGUUCUACGAGGACGAGGCGCACUACCGCGAGGAGCCGCGCGAGUACAAGGCGUCGUCGCGCGACGUGGGCACGCGCCGCCCCGCGCCGCACCCGCCCGCGCACCGACACUACCCGCGCGCCGCGCCCUACUCCCGGGCACCGCCGACGCACAAGAAACGUCAGCAAUAGGUGAGUUGUAAGAGGUCCAAUGUUUUUUUUUUUAUUUGUAAAAAAAAACCAGUUUGCGUCGGUUAAAAGAAGACAAAACUAAAUACGACAAAAAACGUGCAUAAUCAUUAUCUCUUUAAAUAAACGUAGGUUUCUUUAGAUCAAAAUAUGACUAAACUAAAUCGAAAACACGUAUUAAAAUGUUGUAAAAAAAAAAAACAAUUAACAAGUGUUGCCCGAUCACAAAAAAAAAAAACAACUUAAAAUACUCUAAUGUAUUUAGGAAUCGAAAAAUAUUAUACUGUAAAUUUUGACGAGGUGAUCCCAAAAAGAAAAUCAAUGUAGCGUUAAAUCUGUUUCAACAUGUUUUGAUUGCAACUAAUUAAAAAAAAUGUUUGAAAUGGCUCGUGAAAGAAGAAAACAAAAAAACUUCGUUAAAAUAACAUUGAAACAUGUUGAACCUAAAGCAGAGAUGUAUUCGAUUCUUUUGUUUAUUAUUAUAAUAAUAAAAAAAUAUUUGUAUAA